Messenger RNA from Botrytis byssoidea, 822 nucleotides. RefSeq lists its product as uncharacterized. The transcript has 2 exons. The coding region runs from base 1 to 822 and encodes 273 amino acids. NCBI's taxonomy places the organism in Eukaryota, Fungi, Ascomycota, Leotiomycetes, Helotiales, Sclerotiniaceae. The record is from RefSeq and is a predicted model, not a curated record.
AUGCGUCGCGCUCUCCAAGCAGUGCUCUCCCGCCGAGCGCUAAUAUUGCCUCAAUCAUCUUGCAAUCUCGAUCACCAUCAUUCCCAUCGUGUUCUGAACAGGCUUCUAUAUUCAACCUCACCGCAACUGCUCCCGCAGAAGCCCACCACGUUCAGCAUAGCCUAUCCCGCCCCUACGCAUGAUUCAGGCCCAAAUCUCGAAUACGAUGGACACUGGGUAAAAUUGAUCAAAGAAGUGGUUGGAGGACAAUCUACUUCAUUGUUUCCUGUCAAUUGCACUGGCUCAGUAGCCUACCGUACAUGUUACAAUGCAUGCGACUCCACUCGCUGGAAUCUAUUUAGACAGAGGUUUGAUACGCUAAUUCUGAAGAAGUGGGAAGCACAAGCAAAACACGGUGUGGAUCCAGAUGGCGCCAGGUUUUUGUGGAAGUUGUGGUGGUUUGAGGCGGAGGAGGGUGCAGAUAUGCUCACUUUGAACCGCAAGUUUGCAGAUGUUCCUGGUAUUGGAGAUAGCGAUCCACCUUACAACACGGACCCUGACUUGAACCCAACCCAUGCUUUUUUCCUCCUAGUCAACGAGGAGGUCAUUGCAUCCGUUCUGGAAGGACCAGCGAAAGGCGAAAUCCCAUUCGUCUAUGUUGUAGACACACGAUACUGGCCGCCAAAAGAUUGUGAAGAUGAGUACUAUGAGGAUGAGUAUUACAAGGGAUAUCUCAAAGUUGCCGUGGAAUUAUUCGGGGAAUUUUUGGUAUUGUGUAUCCAUGGGGGAUGUUGGGAUGGAGCAGCUGACACCUUCAGACCGUGUGAGCAAGGAUAUGUAUAG